AUGAAUAAACAGGUAAGAAGGAUCGACACUUCGAAGAAAACAAAAUGUUCGUGUCUGACAAACAGCGUAUCCAAUGUAAUUGGUCGACUUGGUGUAAUAAUUAGUCGAUAUCCCCUCUAUUUUGUCAUUGUUCCUGUCAUUCUCUCCGGUUUAUUAUCAAUCGGACUUAUCAAAAUUCAAACCAAUGACGACACCGAUUUUCUCUUAACUGCAGACAGGGGCAAAUAUUUUGAUGCCAAACAGUUUAUAGAUAAGACAUUCCAUACCGAUUCAGAUCAGGUUGUAAAAAAUACCACAGCUUUUGUAGAUGGAAAGAAUAUUGCUUACUCGGAUGUGUGCAAUAGUGUAGACGGCAAGUGUUCAGAAAAUACUCUCAUUGAUCUGCUAAACAACUCCGAAAAUACUAUUCAUGAAAUAUUAAAAAUGAAGUAUCCCGUUAAUAUGGAUCCUGUAACAUACGCGUACAAAAUCCUUUGUUCGAAUUUAGGAGGGGUGACGACAGACGACAAAGGAUACAUAAUUGAAGCAAAAGCCGUUCGUUUAAUGUAUCCGACAGACGAAUUGAAUGCAAGUAAGAAGCUGUGGAAUGAAGAAUGGAAAAAAGCAGUUUACAACAAGUUAAGAGAUUAUACUUUCGAGCAUAUUAAAACAUUUCCUGAACCAAUCGAGUCUUCCAUUUCUGAACUAAAACGCAUUUCACAGGAAUUAGUGUCUUUGAUUAGCGUGGCUGUGGUCGUCGUUGCUAUUUUCUCCAUGGUGACGAAUAUGACUAACAAUUGGGUAAAAUCUAAACCCUGGUUAGGCGUAGCUAGUGUCGUGUCCGCCGGUUUGGCUGUAGCCACGACGUUUGGUUUAUUAUCCGCCUGUGGAGUAGCAAAUCUUAGGUGGAACGUCACCCUUCCUUUCAUGAUUCUUGCUACGGAAGUGGACGACUCGUUUGUCGUAUUGGCUUGUUGGAAGGUGACAGACUGCAGUGACAGCGUGGAAAAGCGAAUGGAACAGACGUAUCGCAACGCUGCAGUGUCCAUCACCAUAACGUCUCUAACGAAUUUCUUCGCCUAUUGCAUUGCCAUGACGUCACCAUUUCCGGGUAUUAGAAUAUUCUGUUUGUAUGCUGCAACGUGCAUCUUCUUCAGUUAUUUCUUUCAGUUAUUAUUUUUCGGCGGAUGUCUAGCAUUAAGUGGAUACAGAGAAGAGAAGGGUCUUCAUCCUUUCACAUUUAAAUCAGCUUUUGAUUUUUUAAUAAUAGUUUAA
Centruroides sculpturatus (bark scorpion) is the source of this 1254-nucleotide messenger RNA. RefSeq names its product patched domain-containing protein 3-like. The transcript has 5 exons. The record is from RefSeq and is a predicted model, not a curated record. Gene Ontology annotation, cellular component: membrane. Bases 1 to 1254 code for a protein of 417 amino acids. Lineage: Eukaryota; Metazoa; Arthropoda; Arachnida; Scorpiones; Buthidae.